Molecule: messenger RNA, 5081 nt
Organism: Amphiprion ocellaris (clown anemonefish)
Lineage: Eukaryota; Metazoa; Chordata; Actinopteri; Pomacentridae
Gene: gdf6b
Product: growth differentiation factor 6b
Exons: 2
Coding region: 444-1682 (412 amino acids)
Biological process (GO): BMP signaling pathway; SMAD protein signal transduction
Cellular component (GO): extracellular region
Molecular function (GO): growth factor activity; cytokine activity
Source: RefSeq, a predicted model, not a curated record
GGCGCUGUUCCUGUGCGUCACUAGAGGGCAGGAGACUCCAGUAAACCCUGAACUCACGGUGCACAGUUGUGAGCUUUGAACUCCUGCUUUAUCAGAGAGAAACUUACAAGUUGUGGCUCAAGCUUUAAAUUCAAAGUCGAGUUUGACUGCAGUGUUUUUGGAGAGGGCUGGAAAACUGGUCGCGCAGCAGAAGUUUACGCGCAGCUUUUCAGCGCACAUCUGGCUCCCCGGGAGGAGGGAGGCGACGGCCGACAGAGGAACAAUUAGUUUUACAGCCUUAAUUUAGCCUUUCACGAUAACAGUACAAUGUGGGCGUGUUCUCGGGCCCCUUUCUUAAAACCUCGCACCGCCUGUCCUCCGGAGCUGUGCGCACUGAGCCGAGCCGCCACUUGCUGCAGACUGGAUGCAGCUCUGGUCUUCCGGCUGCGGCUCAGUCUCCCAGGAUGGAUCUCUUCCUCUUCGCCGUCCUGUGCGGGGCUCUGGUGCUGCUCUGGGACCUGCCCUGCGGACAGACUCUCGCUAUUUUCCCUCCGGCUCCUCCGAAGAGCAACCUGGUGGCGAAGAUUUUUGACGGACAGGAAGCGUCCAAGUACUUCAAGGAGCUUUACGCGCCGCCUUCACUGGAAAGAAACAACAAAGCGACACCCAAAGAUUUAAUCGAGCCUCAUGACUACAUGCUGUCCAUCUAUAAAACCUUCUCCACGGCGGAGAAACUGGGACUGAACGCCAGCUUUUUUCGCUCUUCAAAGGCUGCGAACACUAUUGCAAGUUUUGUGGACACUGGAGAAGAUGACCUCCCACUCUCCCCUCUGAGGAGGCAGCGGUAUCUGUUCGACGUCUCGACCCUCUCAGAGAGAGCCGAGGUUCUGGGGGCCGAGCUCAGGAUUUACACCAAAGUGUCUGGGAAUUUCAGGAUCUCAGAAACGGAGCCCGUCGACGUCCAGCUGCUCUCCUGCCGCGACCAGCAGCUGCUCGACUCCAGAACUCUGGACCUGCAGGACUCCCACCGGCCCAAGUGGGAGGUUCUGGACGUUUGGGAGAUAUUCAAAGAGCGGCAGCACCUCAGCCACGGGAAGCACUUCUGCCUGGAGCUCCGGGCCAUGCUGGACAACCCCGAGAGGGAGCUGGACCUGCACCUGCUGGGGCUGCACCGGCACGCCAGGCCCCAGCAGAAGAAGGCCAUCCUGGUGGUGUUCACCCGGUCCAAGAAGAGGCAGACGCUCUUCAGCGAGAGGCGGGAAGGGAGAGCUCUGCUGGGCCUGGAGAGGAAGCCCACAGAGAAGAGCCUCGGCACCAAAACCAGCCGGAGACGCAGGACGGCGGCGUCUAAAACCCGCCACGGCAAGAGACACGGCAAGAAGUCCAAGUCCAGGUGCAGCAAGAAGCCGCUGCACGUGAACUUCCGGGAGCUGGGCUGGGAUGACUGGAUCAUCGCCCCGCUGGACUACGAGGCCUACCACUGCGAGGGUGUCUGCGACUUCCCCCUGCGCUCACACCUGGAGCCCACCAACCACGCCAUCAUCCAGACGCUGAUGAACUCCAUGAACCCCAGCAACAUGCCGCCCAGCUGCUGCGCUCCGUCCAAACUCAGCCCCAUCAGCAUCCUGUACAUCGACUCAGGGAACAACGUGGUCUACAAGCAGUACGAGGACAUGGUGGUGGAGUCGUGUGGCUGCAGGUAGCUCCUCUCUGGGGACUCCUUCAUCUCCAGUUAGUGGGAAUCAAACCAGCUGCAGCUGAAAUAAGGAAACUGGUUUAUUCAGCAGGAUUAGGUGCAGUUUGAAUCCCAACUAUCACCCUCAAUACCUCAAACAUCUGUCUUCUUUCUUUAUCUGUCUUGAGGACGUCCAACUGGUCACCAUAAACUCUGCAUUUCCUUCAUAUUCACAGACAUAUUAACUAUAUUUCUUUGUUCUUUUGACUUAUUUUGCACUGUGGCACCUCAACAGGAGCGUCCAAACCACAACACUCAUUCUGUUGCUUUCAUUUAUUCUCAUUUUAAGCAAGUUCAUCAGCCAAAUGAAGCUUCAUGCUGUGGUUUGGAGCUCUGUAAAGGCGCCAUGUUGGAAAAUACGCUAAAAAAAAACAUGAUCGAAAACUGCACAAAUGUCCCAUUUUACAUGUUCUCUAUUAAGUUUGCUGAAGAAACUGAGACUCAGUCCCACCUCGUCUGAUUAUCUACAAGAAAUCCAGAAAUAUAAUACUCAAAUACGCAAAAAGAAAAGAUUUACAUCUAGUGAAUGAAUCAGCAAAUUGAGACAAUAAUUGGAAAAAAAAGUACUAGAAAAGUCAGCAAAUCGACCCAAAGUUUAAAAUAAUUGUCAAGUAUUUUCUUGCCAAGAGUUUGAUGAGAAGAUUGACACCACUCUUGGAGCAACAGCUAGCAGCUAGUUAGCUUAGCUUCACAUAAAAGUGUGGAAACAGCUAACCGAACUCCGUACCUGUUAAAAAUGAACAAAAGUUUGUCUAUCUACGAGAGAAAAAUGGACAAAAGUCUGAAAAAAGUCACUGAAUCGACCCACAGUUUAAAUUAAUAGUGGAGCAUUUUUCUUGCCAUGAGUUUGAUAAAAAGAUUGACACCACUUUUUGGUUUGUACACUAAAUUUGUAGCAACAGCUAGCAGCUAGUUAGCAUAGCAUAGCAUAAAAACAUGGACACAGCUGGCUGAGCUCUGUGCAAAGCUAAAAAAAACAAAGUAUUGCACAGAAGUACAACUGCUAACAGCUAACACAAACGAUACGCUUCCAUAUGAUGGUCAAGCAUAAUUAAAGAAACUCUCAGUAAAUUGAGCCUGCUUCCAUUAGCUGCAUUGGAGUGAUUAAACUGGGCAGAAGGUGGCGCUAUUGGCUACAUGGCUAUGAUAAACAAAAUAGUAGAAGCUCCAAACAAAACCAGUUGUUUCCCAACUGCUAAAAACACACAAAAGCUCGAAAGCUUGAGAGAGAAAUGGAGGAACGUCUUCAGAAAAUAGUUUUUUGUGCGCAAGUUGAUUCUUUUGGUCAUGUUUUAUGUUCUGUGGAAUCUAAAACAAUGAAAGAGCUGCAUCAGAACUUAAUCUGUAAAGGUUUCUCCAUCUCUCAUGAAGCUAACAGGAAAAAAGGUCUUUUUUGCAGCGUUGGUGAAAUUUUUUCGAAUUCUGUCAUAGAAACGCAGAUAAAAAACACUUGAAACUCACUGAUUUACAUGUUUUUAAACCUCUCAGUUAGCUGUAAUUAUACCUGCUUCCUUCCAGUAGAUGUAUUUCCAUUUAACUGUCAAGCCAAUUUGAAGAAAACUUUUCAAAAUAUCACAGAAAUAAACAUAUGUGAAUUUGUUUCUAUUAAUUCCUAGGAGCAAAUAAACGAGGCUGUAUACUGUCGUCUGAAGGUGGCGCUGUAGACUGCAUGGAUGUAAACAAACAGAGUAGAAGACAGAAACCAAUGAAAAAAGAACUAGAAGAAGAAACAAACUCAAUUUUGACCUUCUGGCCUCUGAAAAAAGGGUUUCCAUCUCCAAUUAAAUGCAGUAAUUCCUUUAUCGAGUGAGUUUAAAGUUUAGUUUUUUGCAAAUUUUAAACUUGCAAAAUGUAAUAAUCUUGUGAAAAUAUGAAGCGAAACCAGGAAUUUUUAAAAAUUUGUUGGGUUUUCAUGUUUUUUUAGGGUCAUAACAUCAAAUUAAAAUUAAUAUUUCAAUUACUUAAACAAAACCAAACCAAAAUAAAUGGUUGCAAAGACGUUAGAAAUUAUUUUAUUUUGAUUGUUCAAACAUUUUCUAACACAAAUAUUAAAAAUACACAGAACACAGAAACAGAUCUAUCCUGUAAUGUUCUGAUUAUUGAGCUUUAGUGGUUUUAGUGGAAGGUUUCCUUACUUUGACUGAAUCAUGCUAGCAGUUUCCUACUACUUCUAGUGUUUAUGCUAAGCUAAGCUGAAUGCCAAUAGUUUCCUGUAGCUUCACGUUUGACUCUACAGACGUGAUAAUGAUGUUUGUCUUCACAUCUAAUGUUCUGCAAGAUCCUAAAUGUUUCAGGAAAAUUGAUUUAUCAUCAGAAAUUGCACAAAUAGGAAGAUUUUUUCUGAUAUUUUUAAUCUUUUCCACCUUUAAAGCGUUUGAUUUAUACCCCUCCAGCCUGUUUCUUCUGUAAACUGAAUAAUUAACUUCACGUGUUUCAGUAAAAACCUUCAGUUUCUUGAAGGAUUUUAAAAAGCAGAUUUCCAGCAGCACUUGACUCAGGGAUUAAAGCCGAACGUUUGACCUUCAUUCAUGAACUUAGUCUGCGAUGCACUGAUGUCCACAGAAAACGUGUAAAUAAUAAUUUAUGCUGUGCGAAUAACUUAUUGCGUUUCUUUUGUCCGCUUUGUUCUGUUACGGCUUCCAGACGUGUGAGUCGCACAUCUGGACGUUCAGGUUCAGAUAAACACAUGUGGCUGAUGUGAAAUAUUCCCUCUGCUGUAUAUAGAUGUAGAAAUAUAAAUAGCAGCUAAUUGUUCAGUCGGUGGGCUGCACAGUGGUGUAGUGGUUAGCACUUUCGCCUUGCAGCUAGAAGAUCCCUGGUUCGCGUCCCGGCUUUCCUGGGAUCUUUCUGCAUGGAGUUUGCAUGUUCUCCCUGUGCAUGCGUGGGUUUUCUCCGGGUACUCCGGCUUCCUCCCACAGUCCAAAAAUAUGCUGAGGUUAAUUGAUCAUUCUAAAUUGCCCGUAGGUGUGAAUGUGUGAGUGCUUGUUUGUCUUUGUAUGUAGCCCUGUGACAGACUGGUGACCUGUCUAGGGUGUCCCCUGCCUUCACCUGAGUCAGCUGGGAUAGGCUCCAGCCCCCCAUGACCCUAGUGAGGAUUAAGCUGUGUAUAGAUAAUGGAUGGAUGGAUGUUCAGUCGGUGAGUUUAUCUACAGGCUUUUAAAGAUUCUCAGCACAUUUUAACCUCUUUAUGUUUAUUUACUGCAAAAUAAUAUAUUAUUAUACCGAGCGACAUGUUUGUAUUUUAUUUGAACUCCUCUCAGAAUGUAUUUUUUACUUCAUUUAAAUAAUCAGUUUGUUUAACCGAGUGUCGAUCUAUUCUCAUAAACUGUAUAAGAUGAGUAGAAAUUAAAACAUCUUCAACUUUAAA